Ordospora colligata OC4 is the source of this 564-nucleotide messenger RNA. RefSeq names its product RNase PH-like protein. Gene Ontology annotation, cellular component: nucleolus; nuclear exosome (RNase complex); cytoplasmic exosome (RNase complex). Bases 1 to 564 code for a protein of 187 amino acids. The record is from RefSeq and is a predicted model, not a curated record. Lineage: Eukaryota; Fungi; Microsporidia; Ordosporidae. Gene Ontology annotation, biological process: poly(A)-dependent snoRNA 3'-end processing; nuclear mRNA surveillance; rRNA catabolic process. The transcript has a single exon.
AUGAAGGAAAUCGACUCUGCAGUAUCUGUGGUGCCUUUGUGCACAGGAUCAUCGAAAUUAUCUUAUGAUGGCACAACGGUGUUUUGUGUAGUACAUGGCCCUCUGGAUGGUACUCAAAGGAACAGCGAUCCUUCAAAAGCAGCACUCGAUGUUAGAUGGAAAGACCCUGUGGUUAUCAAUGGAAGAAUAUAUGACAAGUACUUCUCUAGUGUUGUGACGAAUAUUUUGUCGAAGUAUAUUAUUCUUGAAUUGGAUGGUGGGAAAACAAUCCAAAUAGUAUUGAAUGUAGCAGGAAGUAUAAGGAACACGUUGUUUUGUGCUGUGAAUGCUGCUUUAUUGGCAUUGGUAGACUCUGGCAUUCCUUUGAGAACGAUGUUUUAUGCAAGUAGUUCAUUUGGCUAUGAAGAGGAGGUUUUUGUAUUUGAUGCCGAUGGAAAGAUGUCAUUUGGACACUCAUUUGGACCAAUAGAGGAUUCCUGCAUCAAUACUGCUGCCGAAUUUCUUCAAUAUGUCAAAGAUGUCCAGGCAUUUGCAUUGAAACCAAAGCUUUUGUUGAUUGAUUAA